AGGCAACCCUAAAUAUAUGGCGUUGUCAAUUUUUUUCUUUUUCAUGUGGGUAUCUUUCUAACUUUUCGAUUUUUGCUGUUUAAGCGCUCUUCAUGUAAUAUAUUUUUGGUGUAUUUUCACUUGAAACUGCGUGUCAGAUACCCAGGCAAACCAUGAUCUUGAUGGUAUGCCCAUAGAGUGAGUGUAUGUUGCAACAAUGAAUCCUGAAUUUGAAGAACGUAUUCUAAAGCACUAUAGCCCCACGUUGAGAAGACUAGAGGACAAUUCUGGUUCACCUCUUGAUAGAUUCAUUCCGUGUCGAAUCAACAAUAACUGGCAAACAAACUUUGGCACAGUGACAAAGUCCGGGGACAGCGUAACCCCUAGCAGUGGAAAAAAGCACAGAGAUUAUGGGGAUUCUAUGCGGGACAGCGUGGCAUAUUCAUGCCUACUCAGGAAUGAGCUCCUGGGUGGGAUGAUUGAAGAUGUGAAGAGUGUCGAUGAGUCUACACCUUCAAAGCAUCAAGUAAUGAGUGCAAAGAGGACACUGUUUAAGUACCAAGCAGAAGAAGAUCCAAGUGAACCAUGCUCAUACUCUCUUUCGCCCAUUAGUGGCAAAAGUCAAAAGCUUCUGCGAUCCCCCAAAAAGGCAAUGCGAAAGAUUUCCCGCAUUCCCUUUAAGGUACUCGAUGCGCCAGAAUUGCAAGAUGACUUCUACCUGAAUCUUGUAGAUUGGUCAAACUUGAACGUUUUGGCAGUGGGUUUAGGCAGUUGCGUAUACCUAUGGAGUGCGUGUACGAGUCAAGUUACUCGCUUGUGUGAUCUACAUGGGGAUAGUAACUCCGUGACAUCUGUGGCGUGGAAUGAGCGCGGCACAUAUGUAGCUGUUGGCACUCACCACGGCUACGUGACUGUGUGGGAUGUUGCUGCAAAUAAGCAGGUCAACAAGCUCAUGGGGCACUCAGCGCGUGUAGGGGCGCUUGCGUGGAAUGGGGACAUUCUAUCGAGUGGCUCACGCGACAGGCUAAUUAUGCAGCGUGACACGCGCACGGGAUCAACUAUGCCAGAACGACGGCUCACAGGGCACAGGCAAGAGGUUUGUGGGCUUAAGUGGUCACCAGAUAAUCAGUAUCUGGCCAGCGGUGGAAACGACAAUCGGCUGUAUGUGUGGAAUCAGCACGCCCUUACGCCAGUUCAAUCCUAUUCGGAGCACAUGGCUGCUGUGAAGGCCAUCGCGUGGUCACCCCAUCAUCAUGGAUUACUAGCCAGUGGCGGUGGAACAGCAGACAGAUGCAUUCGCUUUUGGAAUACCCUCACAGGUCAACCGAUGCAGUGUGUUGACACUGGAUCACAAGUGUGCAACUUGGCGUGGUCCAAACAUUCUUCGGAGCUCGUUUCUACGCACGGCUAUUCACAAAAUCAAAUUUUAGUGUGGAAGUAUCCAUCACUUACACAGGUGGCUAAGCUCACAGGACACUCUUACCGUGUCUUGUACCUGGCUCUUAGUCCCGAUGGUGAGGCUAUUGUUACAGGUGCUGGUGAUGAAACAUUGCGUUUCUGGAAUGUCUUCAGUAAGAUCCGGAGUCAGAAGGAGAACAAGAGCCUUCUUAAUCUCUUCUCAUCCAUAAGAUAGAUAGAAAUAUUAUGUAGGUAAAAAAAAAGAACGAGAACUCCACAUUAACGAAACGAUAAUCAUAAGGUAUCUCAUAUGAAUCCUAUUUUCGUCAAUAUAAUUAUUUAUCAUCUGUAUGCAAAUUUUCUUCGGGUAAAGAAAAUCAUUUCACAAAUUGUUCUCGGGAAAUCAUCAAUACCUAAAUUGCGAAAUGUGAAUAAGAUUUCUUUCUUCAAAAUUGUAUACUGUUAUUAAAAUAUCAGUCUCUGGUAAAUACGCUGAGAUUUUUUUCGUAUUUUCAACCUGUAGUAAAUGACCCACAAUAAACAGUAAAAUUUGUCGAUAAAA
Molecule: messenger RNA, 1939 nt
Organism: Lutzomyia longipalpis
Lineage: Eukaryota; Metazoa; Arthropoda; Insecta; Diptera; Psychodidae
Gene: fzr
Product: fizzy-related protein homolog
Exons: 4
Coding region: 197-1612 (471 amino acids)
Biological process (GO): positive regulation of anaphase-promoting complex-dependent catabolic process; anaphase-promoting complex-dependent catabolic process; positive regulation of ubiquitin protein ligase activity
Cellular component (GO): anaphase-promoting complex
Molecular function (GO): protein binding; ubiquitin ligase activator activity; anaphase-promoting complex binding
Source: RefSeq, a predicted model, not a curated record